This is a messenger RNA of Hemicordylus capensis (graceful crag lizard), 2069 nucleotides long. RefSeq names its product baculoviral IAP repeat containing 7 (gene BIRC7). Gene Ontology annotation, cellular component: nucleus; cytoplasm. Gene Ontology annotation, biological process: positive regulation of protein ubiquitination; negative regulation of apoptotic process; regulation of cell cycle. The record is from RefSeq and is a predicted model, not a curated record. Bases 298 to 1659 code for a protein of 453 amino acids. NCBI's taxonomy places the organism in Eukaryota, Metazoa, Chordata, Lepidosauria, Squamata, Cordylidae. The transcript has 9 exons. Gene Ontology annotation, molecular function: ubiquitin protein ligase activity; cysteine-type endopeptidase inhibitor activity involved in apoptotic process.
CUGAUUACAAACCCAGGAUAGCCAAUUGAGUGUGCUGAGCGAAGAAGUUAAAAACAGCCUGGCAACAGCAUUGUCUGUGCCUGUCUUCUGUUUUGCUGAUUGAUGGUGGUGCAUGGUAUAGUCCUUAACAUUAUUUUGCAGUGGUUUACUUCUGUAGACACCAGGAGAACUGGACAGAAAGGCAGCAAUUAUCCAACCGUAAUAGUAAAAUCAGCAGACAGUAGAAAAACGAGAACUCUGUUUUGUUUGCUGUUCAGGAGGCUGUUUGGCUUUUGAUUUUGGAGCUUUCCGGAAUACAUGCCAGGCAGAGUCAGAGAUCAAGGGAUGCAGGCUGCUAAUGUGAGGGAACAUUUUGCUGCAACCGGAGCCUGGCUGCUUGGUAGCCUAUUGACUCGUAUCCACUCCAGGAACUGGGAAAUGGGGGAUGAGGACUCACUUGGGGGUGGCAGCAGCUCUGCAGAGGGAAGCAGAAGCAGGUGCUUGCAUAUCUCCAAGCCCAGCAUGAAGUCAGAGGAGAAGCGUCUGAGGACAUUUCACUGUUGGCCUGAGGAUGCUCCUGUCUUCCCUGCUGACCUGGCUGCUGCAGGCUUUUUCUUCAUUGGUCCAGAUGACAGAGUGGAGUGUUUCUGCUGUGGUGGUGCGUUGUAUGACUGGUUUGCCGAGGAUGAUCCUCUAGAGGAACACAAGAGGUUCUUCCCGACGUGUCCCUUCAUCCAGGGCUGGGAUGUAGGAAACCGACAGAUGACCCAUGAUGGGGAAAUCCAGGAUUGUGUCGAUGGACAGUUCCUUGGCAUGCUGCAAAGUUUAGACGUGGAAGAGGCCACUGUAGAUGGCCAAGCAGAAUAUCCGGAUAUGGAGAGAGAAAAUGACCGCCUGAUGACAUUUGAGAUCUGGCCAUCUUAUGCUCGGGUGUCUCCAGAACUGUUGGCGAGAGCAGGCUUCUUCUACACAGGCCAGGGUGACUAUGUGCGGUGCUUCUACUGUGAUGGAGCUUUGAGAAACUGGGAAGCUGGAGAUGACCCCUGGGUGGAGCAUGCGAGAUGGUUUCCGAGGUGCAAAUUCUUGCUGGAGUCCAGAGGAAGAGAUUUCAUAAACAGUAUUCAAGAAAAUUAUUUCAGUUCUCCUGUGCCUCCAGAAAGCCACUUGUAUCAGCCCGAAGAACGUCCUGGAAGCCCCCAAGCUAGUAUGGGGAACUUGUCUUUAGGUUCCUCACACCUGACCUCCAUGGUGCAAAGUGCUCUCCAGAUGGGCUUUUCCCCGAACCUGGUGACAAGCUUGGUGCAGAACAAAUACCAGCAGACAGGGGCUAGCUAUCCAUCUACAUCCGAACUGGUCUUGGAUUUGCUUCGGGCAGUGCAGGAUCAAGGCAGCCAGGCAGAGGAUACAAGAGGGCCUGUCCAACCAUCAGAUCCUUGUAGAGUGAGAAGAGAAGCAGCAACGGAACAUCCAAGUGACCCAGGACCUGCCCUGACUGUGGAGGAGGAGCUGCAACGACUACGUGAUGAGCGCAUGUGCAAAGUCUGCAUGGACAAGGACGUGUCUGUUGUGCUUGUCCCUUGUGGCCACUUGGUGGUGUGUGCAGAAUGUGCUCCUAACCUGAGACGCUGCCCUAUCUGUAGAGGGGUCAUCCGAGACAGUAUGAAGGCAUUUCUGUCCUGAGCUGGAAGAUGGAAUCUUCAGGGGUCAGUUCUUCCUCUUGAUGACUUGAUCACUGUCCACAAAGGCUUUGCCCAAGAACGCAUCCGGUGAAGAAGUUCUUGAAUGCAUGCUGACGGUCUGGGUAACUCCAGGAAUCCUUUUGCAGAACUCCAGCUCUCUCUGGAGCUAUUGGAUUUCCAUUUCAACAGUGUGAAAAGAUGGUGGGGGAAAAUCAACCUCUGCAGCUUCUUCUGGUCUGUAGGACUACCAGUGACUUUCAGGAGGAUGACACAACAUAGUUCAUAAUGCUUUUAUAGUUUCUUACUCGCUUAACCUUCUGUCCAACAUAUGUAGUAACUUUUCUUCAAGAAACUACCUUUAUGACUCUUAACUUAUUUUGGAAUAAAACUAUCUAUUUUAUCUCUUUGGGA